Molecule: messenger RNA, 2374 nt
Organism: Ectocarpus siliculosus
Lineage: Eukaryota; Phaeophyceae; Ectocarpales; Ectocarpaceae
Source: the annotation of a GenBank genome assembly
GUCGUAGGUCUGGAUGAGCUUGAGGGCGAGAUCGUCGGGGAACAGGGUUCCUCCAGGGAGUCCGGCGAUGCGGUCGUCCACCUCUUCUUUCGACGGCUUCCGCCCCAUGCGCGCCUGCAACGUCUUCGUGAAGCUCCGACGAAGCGGGCCCUCGAGCCCGGCCUUGAGCUCGGCGACGUCCACGGAUCCGUCCUUGUUCGAGUCAAAGGUGUUGAAGGAUCGUUGCGCGUUCUCUCGUCUCUCCCGCGCCUGCUUACCAACGCAACUUCUGACGGUCCCACUCCUGACUGCCCACUGAGACAGAGCGCAACUGCGUGUUGCACACACACAACCACCCACCUCCCGCCCCACCCUGACCACUCUCAUCCAUCACCACCAAUCACCCAGCCCAUAGCAGCGCCGUUGUCAACACAACAUCAACACAUCAACAGCAGCAGCAGCAGCCAUGGCACCGAUCACCGCUACCAUCGUUCCCCUAGUCACCCUCUUCGUGGGCUCCACCACCGCCUUCGUCACUCCAACCGGCCGUGGAGCCUCGUGGUCCCUCGCCAACCCUCAGCACGCCGUCAGGUCGUCCACGUCCGCCGUAGCGACUCGCCACAACGCUCGCCGCCGGUCGUCGGCAAGGCCGGCCACGUCCUCUCUCCGCAUGGUGAGCGAGGUCGCAGAGCAGAGAGCGGCCAAGCUCCGAGAAACCGCGGCCGCCUUCCGCGCGGAAGCUGCCGAGCUCGAGCAGAAGCAGGCGCGGGAGAGACGAGAGAACGCGCAACGAUCCUUCAACACCUUUGACUCGAACAAGGACGGAUCCGUGGACGUCGCCGAGCUCAAGGCCGGGCUCGAGGGCCCGCUUCGUCGGAGCUUCACGAAGACGUUGCAGGCGCGCAUGGGGCGGAAGCCGUCGAAAGAAGAGGUGGACGACCGCAUCGCCGGACUCCCUGGAGGAACCCUGUUCCCCGACGAUCUCGCCCUCAAGCUCAUCCAGACCUACGACCAGAACGGGGACGGGCUGCUGCAGCAGUCGGAGUUCGCCCCCACGGAGGAGCUCAGGACGAGGCUCGAGAACCUCUUCAGCCAGCAGCGGGAGGAGGAGCGCGUGGCGCGUAUGGAGGAGCGCCAGCGCCAGAUGGACGACAGGAUGAGGCCGGACGCGGGGGCGGUGGUUGUGUCUCCCGGUGACGUCAACGACGGCCCGGCCACUACCGCCGACAAGGCGCUGUCCGCGCUGCCGUACGUGCUUCCUCUGGCGGACGGCGUGGUGUUCGCCGCCCACCUGUUCGGCGCGUUCCCGGAGCAGACGGCGUGGGCGCAGCCGCUGGCCGCCGUGCUGCUGGCGCUGCGGUCCGUUCCGUUCGCGACGCUGAUCGGGUUCUUCAGUCUGUCCAUCGGGUCCAGCAACCCGCAGAUCAACAAGCUCGUGAGGUUCAACAUGCAGCAGGCCAUCAACCUGGACAUCGCUCUGAUCUUGCCGGGCGUGGUGGGUGCGAUCACGGGGGCGGUGUUGGGGUCCGACGCGUCCAAGCUGGCGCCUUUGGCGAACGUGGGUUCGGACGUGGUGUUCGUGGCUUUGUUGGCGGCUGUGGCGUACUCCGUUGGCACUUCGGCGACGGGAUCGUUCCCGAACAAGCUCCCGUUGUUGGGGCGGUUGAACCGCGAGAACCCCGACAACCAGGAGGGGGGCGAGGAGUAGAGGAAAUGAAGUAAUGAUUUGGUGGAAUUUGCCGGCAGGGUGCACGUUCUAGCUCCCCUGCUGUUUAUGUACGUUUGUGUGUUGUUGUACAUACAGUUGUGUUUGGUGAGUCUUGAGCAGUGGGACCCGUGGUGUUGGGUACGAUGUUAUGUGUCGUGAUGUGUCUUUUCCAUUUGACGAAGUGCUCGUGGGUGGAGAUACUGUAGCACGCGUGUAUGCGUUGAUUAUUUGUUGUGGGGUGUAACGUUGUACCUCGUACAGGUUCGUGCCUUCACGUGCACCUGCUGUUUGGGAGUGAGAGCGCAUGUAGGUUGUCGCCUCUGGUUGUAGCUGCCCUAAUCCUGUAGCGCGUGGCAUGCACGGCCCAGGGCAUCGCAUAGAUGGAGGAUGGAGAUAGCUGUUGACUAGAUCGUGUCGAGAGUCAGCUGUUGUUCUCUAGGUACACUUGACCGUGUGUGCAAUGUUAGCGACGAUUUUGAACACAGUUUUGCUUUGUUUCCGCUGCUGGCCUAGCAUCGAAGGAGGACAUGUAUUAUAGUGUCGUGUCUCGUAAGCGCGAGGGCUGUCCGUUGUCAAAGACGAUGUUCGAGGUUGCUGGUAUGCCGUGCUGACGUGUAAGGUUAUCGAAGGGAUCGUGUCACUAUUGGUUUUUGAUAGAACGAAGCGAUGAAGAAAUAUUGAAAACGC